This is a messenger RNA of Oryzias latipes (Japanese medaka), 3825 nucleotides long. Its product is annotated as protein transport protein Sec24C. Gene Ontology annotation, biological process: intracellular protein transport; endoplasmic reticulum to Golgi vesicle-mediated transport; COPII-coated vesicle cargo loading. Gene Ontology annotation, molecular function: zinc ion binding; SNARE binding. Gene Ontology annotation, cellular component: endoplasmic reticulum exit site; COPII vesicle coat. The record is from RefSeq and is a predicted model, not a curated record. NCBI's taxonomy places the organism in Eukaryota, Metazoa, Chordata, Actinopteri, Beloniformes, Adrianichthyidae.
UCGCUGUGAGAUUUGUGUUGUACUGUUGUGGUGCAGUAAAAGACAGCUAAAUAAACAGACGGUAAAACUGAACAUUUGACUCCGUUCACGUCGUAUAUUACAGACAUGUUGAUCUUUGCUACGCUCAGAUUUCUGUUUUCCUACAAGAAGCGCAACGUUAAGUUUAUGUCGCUGUGGAGGUGAAAACGAAGACGAGCGGCUGCUGUUUCCGGUUGUUCCUGUUGGUGAUGGAGACGGAUGGAUGUCCCCAAAAACAACCAAAACCAGCCUCCCGCUCAGACAUGGGGGGCGCAGAGCGGCUGGCCCACUGUUUACCACCCUUUGCCCAGUUUUCAUCAUCUCGGCCGGGGCCCUCCUCCUGCCCCGCAGACCCCGCAGGCAUGGGGCAGUAGCCCCCAGAGCGGGCGGGACACCAGCGCUUCAGACCAGCACCAACUCGGCCCUGAAGCUCCGCCUUCAGCCACUAGUCUGCCUGAAAACGGAGGGGGAAGCGCGCCUCCAUGUCAUCCCCCUGUUCUGAAGCUUCACCCCCCCCCGCAGGUUUGUCCUUACCCCCCCCACAAUUCUUCUUGGUCGGCAGCGUCCUGCUUCCACCCAAACCAGCCGCCUGGAAACGCAGCAUCAGGACCAGGAGCAAAUCUGAGGGAUGGAUCUGACCCCCCCUCUGCUCCUGCUCAACGUCCAGCAGGAAACACAAAUUUUAUUCCCACGGAAGCUGAAGAGGACAGACGUGUACCACAGCAGCUCUCCCCCUCUGCUUCUCGCUAUGGUCUGGAUCCGGAUUCGCUGCCGAGCGCCGUGAAGGUCAUGCUGGAGGACAGGGCGGAGUGGGAGGGCAGGACCUUCCUCUCAGAGCCCCUUUCUCCUCUUCCUCCUCUGCCCACCACUUCCUGUGUGAUGAAGGAUGGAGGUAAUGCGAGUCCCUCUGUGAUCCGCUCCAACUCCUACUGUUUACCCUGUGAGGCUCAGGUGGGGCUGCUCAGCCGCCUGCCUCUGGGGGCUCUGAUCACCCCCCUGGGGGGGCUGAACGCCGGAGAGGGACAUCCUCCCCUCUGCAAGGACUCGGAGCGUGUGGAUGGCUGCGGCUCCUGUGGGGCCUCCAUGUGCCCCCCCAUGAGCUGGCAGGACUGUGGGCAAAGGUUUUAUUGCCCCUUUUGUGGGAAACUCAACGAGGUGGCGUGGAAACACUACCAGCCCACCAAAGGGGUGAAUGGCGUCCGGGUGGAUGCUGACCACAGACCUGAACUCAGCCUGGGGUCGUAUGAGGUCAUCGGCUCGCAGCAGGAACCGGCUGCUCUGCUGCUCGCCGUCGACGUCUCUGCCUCAGCGCAGAGAGGAGGACACUUGGAGUUCAUGACUCAGCAAAUCCAGGCAGUUCUGUCCUCCUUGAGCAGGGAGGUUCCCGUCGGUUUGAUGUCGUACGACAGCAGGAUCCACCUGUACGACCUCAGCCCGGAGCUGUCCCGCCCCCACAUGCUGGUCAUCGCCGACACGGAGGAGCUGCAGCUUCCUGUGAGGGAGGGGCUCCUCGUGCCCCUCAGAGACUGCAUGGAGAGUGUCCUCAGCAUUCUGCAGGUUCUUCCUCACAUCAGUGGAGAUCAUGAAGGUUGCGGUGGAGCUCCUGUAGAGCUGCCGAUUCAAGCGGCGCUCGCAGUGCUUCAGGGCCUGAAGAGUCCGGGAAAACUGCUGAUCUUCCAUUCUGCUGAUCUGAUGGAGACGGGAGACACAAACUCCUCCUCAGGACUCUUUGGUUCCAACAAACCAAAGUCAGUCUUUCAGCCGUCGGAGCAGUCCAUCUCCCUGGCCAAAGAGUGCGUAAGCCAGGGCUGCGGUGUGCAUAUGUUUGUCCUUUCGCAGCAGGAUGUGGGCGGAGCCUGGCCAGGCCACAUCCCACACCUGACGGGAGGAGCUCUGCACAGCUAUGCCCACCUGCAGGGCAAGCUGGACCGGGACCGCUUCAGCCGGGAUCUGAGGAGAACCGUGGAGACGGACUUUGCUUUCCGGGCCGAGCUCAGGAUCUUCGUCUCCAAAGAUUUGCGCGUGUCUGGAUGUUAUGGGAUGUUCGUCCCUGGCCCUAACCCGGCACAUGUCACCAUGGCAACCCUGGACAGGAGGACCACACUGGCUGUGGAGCUGGCUCACACUAGAGCUCUGGACGAGGCCAGAGGAGCAGCCAUACAGACCGUUCUGUCCUACAGCCUCCAGACCGGAGAGACGAGGACGCGGGUCCACACGCUGACUCUGAGAUGCUCGCGCCACCUUCAGGACGCCUUCAGGAACUUUCAGGCCCAAACGCUUCUCAGCUUCUACUGCAAAAAAAUGUACUGCUCGGUGCUGGAGCGCCCCCUGCAGGAGCUGAGGGAGGAGCUGCAGACGGACACGACCGAGGCGCUGGCGUCUUACCGCAAACACUGCAGCACGUCCUGCGUGUCUGCGGGGCAGCUGGUCCUUCCUCGGUUCCUGCGGGCUCUUCCCGUCUUCCUCAACAGCCUGAGGAAGAGCGAGGUUCUGCUGCCGGGUCUGAGGAGCUCCAUCCACCAGAGGCUGCAGCUGCGCUGCUGCGUGCUCGCCAUGGACCCCCGCAACACGGUGGAGCACUUCUACCCCCCCCUGCUGCCGCUGCUGCUGUCAGAUGGCGGCGGUUUGAGUCCAGGCGAGCCGCUGCGCUGCACGGCCGCCAGCCUGCAGCCCACGGGCCUUUACCUGCUGCACCCUCCCCUCAUCCUGCUGCUGUGGGUGGGAAGCCAGGUCCCAGCAUGCACUCUGGCCCAGCUCUUCAGCGCGGGCUGUUUCUCGUCCCUGGCGUCCGGAGAGAUCAAGCUGCCGGUUUUGGACACUCCUCUGUCUGUCUACGUUCGAUCUCUGAUCGACGACCUGAGCGAGCGGACGCUACACAGCCAGAAGCUGUUGGUGGUGAAGCAGGGAGACGCGUGUGAGGAGGAGCUGCAGCGCCUCCUGGUGGAGGACAAGAGUCCAAACGGAGGAGCGUCGUACGCCGACUACCUGUACCACCUGCACUUCAACUCUGUCCGACUCCUGCAGUGACACACAUGUACACAUCUGCACACAGAACAUAUGCACAUAUAUGCACACACACACACACACAUAAGGCACACGGACACAUCUAUGUAUAUAUAUGUACAUACAUGUCUGCAUGCACACAAACACACAUAUAGGCUCAUGUAGGUAUGCAUUCAUGCACACAGUUCUUCCAAUGUGUCCAUCAUUCAUUCAUACUUGGUGAUGGUCACUACUGAUGUACCACAGCGGCCCUGGGGCAGACGGCGUGGCUGCCAGUUCACGCCUACGGCCCCUCUGACCAUCACCGGGACAUUCAUACGCAUUCAUACAGCAGUGGAGCCACACUGGAGGCAAGGAGGGUGAAGUGUCUCACCCAAGGACACGACGACAGUUGGCUGGGGGAUCGGGGAUCGAACCGCCGACCGUUCAAUUCAUUAGACCACCUGCUCAACCGUCUGCGCCACUGCCGUCCACGUAUAUGUGCACGUGUGUGUGCACAUAUACGCACACGCACAAACACACUCACAUUUGCACACACACACACAUGUCCUCAUGUACGUUUCCAGUCAUGCACACACACACACACACACAGACACACAGACUCCUCAUGUUCACAUUGAUCUGAAGAUCUGUUUUUAUCAUGAAAAUGUUUGUCUGUAUUUAAUGAUUUGUGUGAAUACACGUUUUCAUUUCCUGAAUGUCAAUGAUGUUAAUUCAUUGCAGUUUAACCCCCACCCCCCCUCCACCCCCCAGGUGCUCUGUCCCUGCAGUCAAACGGUUAAACUGAAUAAAGAGAAGCCUUCA